AAUGCGUUACUAGAUAAACUGAUAGAAUAUAGGAGCUUUCUCAGGUCACUAGAUAAUGAGCUGUUCAUAUCACACGUCAAACAGGUCCAACUUCUGCAAGAUAAUUACAAGAAGUCUGAUUCCUUUGAGUUGCCUGCCCCAAAGGGGAUCUCAACUCCUCUCAACUCAUCCAACCAUUUAAUUAGCCUGUUGAGCUCUGAUCCCUUCAAUGACGGAUUGGAUGAAGUACUAUUAAAUGUCCAACAGAGUCUGACUGCUAAAAAUGGUUCAUACGUUUCUGAUGAUCUGAAUGAUCUGACGGACGAAGAUAGCGUGGGGAUUAUCCACGAGUUUGGUGAUUACUCCACUUACUUUCAUAAUAAGCAUCUCAAGCAACAGAAAGCUGACGAAGAAUACGUACGGUGGAACAAGAAAAGAAGAGGGAGUCAAGAUGAUUUGACACCUAUUUUUGAAGGAUGUAUAAUUCACGUGAAUGGACACACAACUCCUUCGAUCAAUGAGAUACACCGUCUCGUUAUCUCAUAUGGGGGGAAAUUCAUCAGCUACUUGACUAACAAAGGAGCAGCUACCCAUAUAAUUUGUGAUAAAUUGACUCCACGGAAGAGAAUUGAGUACAAGAACUACAAAGUUGUGCGGGCACAAUGGAUUGUAGACUCUGUCUCAAAAAAUCGGCUACUUGACUGGCAAAAUUACCGCUUGAUUGAGGAAAUUGAAUAUGGUCAGAAAAGACUUGAUUUUGCAGCAAAAGUAGAUGCUGAGAGCCUGGACGAUGAUCUUCCACUAAUGACUCAACAUGAGCCUGAAAAUGAAUUAAGCCAAACUAGUGAUGACAAUCAUCUUGCCGAGCACCUUCCCAAAGAUAAUUCGAAAGAUGGCAAAAUCAUGGAUGCUAAGAAUCCAGAAUUUUUGAAGCAUUUCUUUGCUAAUUCCAGACUCCACCAUCUCAGCACUUGGAAGGCCGAUCUUCGCUUGAAAUUUUUGAAAAGGAUUGUAAAAGAAAAGAAAAUAAAGACUAAUAUACUGGAAAAGAAGAUGAUACUACAUAUCGAUUUCGACUGUUUUUUUGCAACAGCAUCUUGCCUCAACUUUCCGAAUUUGAAUAUAAACACAGAUCCUAUUGCUGUUACACAUGGUGGUAGAACUUCAGAUGUUGCCAGCUGUAAUUAUGUUGCAAGAAGUUAUGGUGUUAGGAACGGCAUGUGGAUGGGCCGUGCAAAAGAUUUGUGCCCUGAAAUCAAAACAUUGCCCUAUGACUUUGAUUCAUAUGAAAAGCACUCCAAUGAGUUCUACAAUUAUUUACUCUCUUACGAUAUUUUUGAUUCUAUAUUUCCUGUUCUGAUAGAUGAAGCUUUGGUGGAUAUAUCAACAUUUGCACUUUUGCCAUCGGAAGAUCCAACUCAAAGCAUUGUGGAACUAUGUCGCAAAAUAAGAGCGGAUGUAUUUAAGCUUACCAGUUGUACUGUCAGUGUUGGAGCAUCGCAUAAUGUGCUUUUGGCUAAGCUUGCUCUCAAGAAAGCUAAACCAGAUAAUCAACUAAUCCUAAACGAAAACAUUGCAGAAUUUCUUAAAUCUACUCGCGUGCAAGAUCUUCCAGGUAUCGGUCGAAAAAUCAAAGAAAAGCUUCUAGCACAACUUCAUAAGUCCAGCAACGAUGAACCAGUUAUCGAAGAUUUGCUAAAUUUUGACAAGCUGAAGUUAAUGAAAAUAUUUGGGUCCAAAACUGGGUCCAAAUUGUUUGAGUAUGCAAGAGGAAUUGAUCAUACGAGUAUCGCAAUUGAUACAAGUAGUCCUGAAUCCUUGUUGGGGAGGAAAUCAAUUUCUGUUGAUGUUAAUUUUGGGAUACGGUUCGAUUCUGUUGAACAAGUUGAAGUCUUCUUGAUGAGAAUUUCGAAGGAGCUCUAUUCCAGACUAAUCUCAUUAGGAAUUUGUGGUUCUCACCUCACUUUGAGACUAGCAAAAAGGGCACCUGGUGCACCUAUUAAUCCUGAGAAAUAUCUCGGAAUGGGUAUUUGUGAGUUUAUCUCUAAGUCAUCCCGACUCGGAGUUGCCACGAAUGACUGGGGUAUAAUAGGUUCUGAGGCUAAGGCGUUAUAUAGAAUGAUCAAUACCCCGGUUAAGGAUUUAAGAGGUAUAUCAUUAACAAUUACAAAAUUGGAAGAUGUUGAUGCAAUCAAGAAAAGCAGACAAUCAAGACUUCAGUUUACAACAGCAUCUGUGCUUGAAAAGAAUGAAGAUACCAGAAGUGAACUAAAUGAUGCUAAUAAACCUAUCCGUUCUCCAGUUUUAGGAGCUCCUAAUGUGAAAAGGCCAUCUCUGGAUACGGUCCAAGGGCAAAUUGAUGUACCGGAUGAUCCCAACAUUGAUUGGGAGGUCUUUAAUUCAUUACCAUGGGAUAUAAGAAGAGAGAUCAAGCGUGAAUUAGAACGUCGUCAUUUAGGACCGUCUAGAUUACCGUCUCCCAUAAAACCUCGAGGCAAAUUCAAGGAAGGUAAAGGUUUCUUGCAGCAGUUAAUACCUUCACAAUCGAACUCGAUUCCCAAAUAUGUCAGAGUAAUUGAGACUCCCAAUAGAUCCCCAAGUAAGUCCCCUUCAAAACGACAACGAACUUCAGCACUGCCAGUGAAACAGUCGAAAGAGAACUCUUACAACGAGUCUGAUUCAUACUCUAAUACAAUCUUGAAUGAACUUCCUUCUUCUAUAAGAGAAGAAGUUCUCAAAGAUAUAGAAUACAAAAAGAAGAUCAAGAAGUUUGAUCUAGUUCCAUUGAGGGACAAGGUUGCUGCAAAGUAUGAGGAGCAUAUGCCUUCAACAGAUUCCGUUACCUUAAAAUGGUUAAAUCAACAAGAGAAACGGAAUCCAAUACCUCAUUUUCUCAACAAGGAGGCCACUUUUGAACAAAUGAAGUUUAACAUUGAUAAUUGGAUAAGAACUUCUUUGCUGCAACAGGGUCCUCAUAGGGAUGAUGUAUCUGCCUUUUUAGGGUACGUUUUUUCUCUAUUGAAAAGCGGCAAUUGCACUAGGGGACUUCUAUUAAUAGAGCACAUAAAGAAAGUGCUCUCAUUUCACGAAGCGGUAAACAAUGUUAGUCAAGUAUCCGAGUCAAAGCUCUUCGUAACGGAAGGUAUCAAGGAUUGGCAGCAUUGUUUAAAUCUGAUAAUGAUUCCCCAGAUCAAUACCUAC
This is a messenger RNA of Suhomyces tanzawaensis NRRL Y-17324, 3180 nucleotides long. RefSeq names its product deoxycytidyl transferase. The record is from RefSeq and is a predicted model, not a curated record. Lineage: Eukaryota; Fungi; Ascomycota; Pichiomycetes; Serinales; Debaryomycetaceae. The transcript has 2 exons. Gene Ontology annotation, molecular function: DNA-directed DNA polymerase activity; deoxycytidyl transferase activity; damaged DNA binding. The annotation marks the transcript as partial. Gene Ontology annotation, cellular component: nucleus. Gene Ontology annotation, biological process: error-prone translesion synthesis; error-free translesion synthesis.